CCUCCAGCCAUGAAGCUCCUCUGGGGGCUGAUGUGGGCCUCCAGCUUCUUCGCCUUGUCAAUACAAGAGCCUAGGUUGCUCCUGUUUUCCCCUUCUGUGGUUCACCUGGGGGUCCCUCUGUCGGUGGGGGUGAAGCUUCAUGAUUUCCCCCCAGGCCAGGAAGUGAAAGGAUCAGUGUAUCUGAGAAAUCCAGGUAACUUAAACAUCCCCUGCUCCCCAAAGGUGGACUUCACCCUCAGCUCAGAAAUAGACUUCAUACUCCUCAGCCUCCAGAUCUCUGUGGAAAAUGCCCAGACCUGUGGCCUUUAUCGCCUCCGCAGGGGACCUCAGGUGCAACUGGUGGCCCAGUCAUCAUGGCUGAAGAACUCUAACCCCAAAACUACAGACAUUCAGGGUGUCAACCUGCUCUUCUCUUCUCGCCGGGGCUACCUCUUUCUGCAGACUGACCAGCCUGUUUAUAAUCCUGGUCAGCAGGUCCGGUACCGGGUGUUUGCACUGGAUCAAAAGAUGCGCCCGUCCACUGACACCCUCAUUGUCACUGUGGAGAAUUCUCAGGGCCUCCGUGUGCGUAAGAGGGAGAUCUUCUCUCCCACAUCCAUCUUCCAGGAUAUCUUUGUGAUCCCAGACAUCUCAGAGCCAGGGACUUGGAAGGUCUCAGCCCAAUUCUCAGAUGCCCCAGAAUCCAACAGCAGUACCCAGUUUGAAGUGAAGAAAUAUGUUCUUCCCAACUUUGAGGUGAAGAUCAUCCCUGUAAAACCCUACAUCCUGAUAGCACCUGGCUUUUUUGGUGAAGUCCAGUUAGACAUCCAAGCCAGGUACAUCUAUGGGAAGCCAGUGCAGGGGGUGGCAUAUGUGCGAUUUGGGAUCCUAAAUGAGGAUGGUGAGAAGAAGUUCCUUCGGGGACUGGAAAAUCAGACCAAGCUGAUCAAUGGCCAGAGUCACAUUUCCCUCUCAGAAGCUGAGGUCCAGGGGGCCCUAGCGAAGCUUAAUAUUAAUAUCUCUGACCUCCCCGGGCUGCGCCUCUAUGUUGCAGCAGCCAUCAUCGAAUCUCCAGGUGGGGAGCUGGAGGAGGCUGAGCUCACAUCCUGGCGUUUUGUGUCAUCUCCCUUCUCCUUGGAUCUUAGCAACACCAAGCGCCAUCUUGUGCCUGGAGCCCCCUUUUUGUUGCAGGCUCAGGUACGUGACAUGUUGGGCUCCCCAGCUGCUGACACUCCUGUCAAAGUGUCUGCCAAGUUUUCUUCUGGGUCUGCUUUUGAAGCCCAGGACUUUGAACAGAAAACAGAUGAUAAUGGUCAAGUCAACAUUCACAUCAACAUCCCUCAGACCAUCCAAGAAUUGCAGCUCUUGGUAUCUGCAGGCUCCCCGUAUCCAGAUGUGGCCAGGCUCACUGUGAUGGCUCCGUCCUCACAAAGCUCCAGCGGGUUUCUGUCUAUUAAUCGGCUCCAGCUUUGGCCCCCUCGCGUCGGGGACACUUUCAACCUGAACCUGCGAGCUGAGGGCAUCAGCGGGGCCACCUUCUCUCAUUACUACUACAUGAUCCUGUCCCGUGGUGAGAUUGUGUCUGUUCACCGAGAGCCCAGGAGGACCGUGACCUCAGUCUCUGUGUAUGUGGACCAUCACCUGGCACCAUCCUUCCACUUUGUGGCCUUCUACUACCACAGGAACGUCCUUGUUGCCAAUUCCCUGCGCGUGGCUGUCCAGGCUGGAGCCUGUGAGGGCAAGCUGGAGCUGACUGUGGACGGUGCUAAGGAGUAUCAUCCUGGGGAGUCUAUCAAGUUCCACCUGCGGACAGACUCCCCAGCCCUGGUGGCGCUGGGAGCUGUGGACACGGCCCUGUAUGCUGUGGGCAGCAGGUCCCACAAACUCCUUAACAUGGGCAAGGUCUUCGAAGUUAUGAACAGCUAUGACUUGGGCUGCGGUCCAGGUGGUGGGGACACAGCCCUUCAGGUGUUUGAGACAGUGGGUCUGGCCUUUUCUGAUGGAGUACAGAUGACCUCACCCAGAAACAGUCUGAGCUGCCCCCAGGAGAAAACCCGGAAAAAGAGAAACGUGAACUUCCAAAAGGCCAUUACUGAGAAACUGGGUCAGUAUACUUCCCCAACAGCCCGGCGUUGCUGCCAGGAUGGGCUGACCCGGCUGCCCAUGUCACGCUCCUGUGAACAGCGAGCAGCCCGUGUGCCACAAUCAGCCUGCAGGGAGCCCUUCCUGUCUUGCUGCCAGUUUGCUGAGAACCUACGCAAGAAGGCCCGAAUUAGGGGCCAGGUGGGCCUUGCCCGAGCCAUGCAGGCACUGCAAGAGGAGGAACUGAUAGAGGAAGAUGACGUUCUUGUGCGCAGCUUCUUCCCGGAGAACUGGCUGUGGAGACUGGAGAAAGUGGAGCGCUCUAAGACAUUAAUGCAGCUUCUCCCUGACUCUUUGACCACAUGGGAGCUCCAUGGCGUGAGCCUGUCCCAGAGCAAAGGCCUGUGUGUGGCCACACCGGUCAGAGUACGAGUAUUCCGAGAUUUCCACCUGCACCUCCGCCUGCCCACUUCUGUCCGCCGCUUUGAGCAGCUCGAGUUGCGGCCUGUGCUUUACAACUACAAGGAUACAGACCUGACUGUGAGCGUCCACAUAGCCCCAGUGGAGGGGCUGUGCCUGGCUGGGGGUGGAGGACUGGCUCAGCAGGUUCUGGUGCCUGCUGGCUCUGCCCGGCCUGUGGCCUUCUCCAUGGUGCCCAUGUCGGCUGCUGCUGUGUCCCUGAAGGUGGUGGCUCGAGGAUCCCUCGAUUUCCCUGUGGGGGAUGCAGUGUCUAAGGUUCUGCAAAUUGAAAAGGAAGGCGCCAUCUGCAGGGAGGAGAUUGUCUAUGCACUCAAUCCCCUGGACAAUCGAGCCCGCACCUUGGAAAUUCCUGGCAACUCUGAUCCUAAUAUUAUCCCUGAUGGAGAGUUCAGCAGCAUUGUCAGGGUCACAGCCUCAGAUCCACUGGAGACUUUGGGCUCUGGGGGGGCCUUGUCCCCAGGAGGCCUGACCUCCCUACUGCGGCUGCCUCAGGGCUGCGGUGAACAAACCAUGAUCUUCUUGGCUCCUACACUGGCCGCUUCCCGCUACCUGGAUGAGACCGAGCAGUGGAACAUGCUGCCCCCCGAGACCAAGGAUCAUGCUGUGGAUCUGAUCCAGAAAGGCUAUAUGCGGAUCCAGACGUUUCGGAAACCAAAUGGUUCCUAUGGGGCUUGGUUACACCGGGACAGCAGCACCUGGCUCACAGCCUUUGUGUUGAAGGUACUGAGUAUGGCCCAGGAGCAGGUGGGUGGCUCACCUGACAAUCUACAGCAGACGGCCGAGUGGCUACUGUCCCAGCAACAGCCUGACGGUUCCUUCCACGACGCAUGUCCUGUGUUGCAUAGGAACAUGCAGGGGGGCUUGGUAGGGGAUGAUGAGACUGUGGCACUCACAGCCUUUGUAGUCAUCGCCCUGCAUCAUGGACUGGCCAACUUCCAGGACAGGAGUUCUGAGGAGUUCAAGCAGAGAAUGGAAAACUCCAUCUCAAGUGCAAAUUCAUUCUUGGGGAAGCAAGCGAGUGCUGGGCUUCUAGGGGCCCAUGCGGCUGCCAUCACAGCCUACACCCUGACGCUGUCCAGGGCCUCCCAGGACCUGCAGAAUGUGGCCCACAAUAACCUCAUGGCCAUGGUUCAGGAAACUGGUGAUAACCUGUAUUGGGGCACAGUUGCCGGGUCUCAGAACAAUAUCGUGUUGCCCACCCCUGUUCCCCGCAAAUCGUCAGACCCUGUGCCUCAGGCCCCCGCCGUGUGGAUUGAAACCACGGCCUACGGCCUGAUGCACCUGCUACUUCGAGAGGGCAAGGCUGAGAUGGCCGACCAGGUUGCAGCCUGGCUUACCCACCAGGGCAGCUUUCAGGGGGGAUUCCGCAGCACCCAGGACACAGUCAUCGCCUUGGAGGCCCUGUCUAAAUAUUGGAUCGCCUCCCACACCACUGAGGAGAAGGAGCUCAGUGUGACCCUCAGCUCCACCGGCCGCAGUGGCUUUAAGUCUCAUGUGCUCCAGCUGAACAACCAUGAAGUCCAGGGCCUGGAGGAGAAGCUGCAGUUUUCCUUGGGCAGCAAAAUUAAUGUGCAGGUGGAAGGAAACAGCAAAGGCACCUUGAAGGUCCUUCGUACCUACAAUGUCCUGGACAUGAAGAACACCACCUGCCAGGAUCUUCAGAUUGAAGUCACGGUCAUGGGCCAUGUUGAGUACAUGAUGGAGGCAAAUGAGGACUACGAGGACUAUGAGUAUGAUGAGCUUCCAUCGAGGGAUGACCCAGACGUCCAUUCGCAGCCUGUGACGCCCCUGCAGCUGUUUGAGGGACGGAGGAACCGUCGCAGGAGGGAGGCCCCCAAGGUGGAGGAGGAGCAGGAGUCCCGAGUACAGUACACCGUGUGUAUCUGGCGGAACAGCAAGACGGGACUCUUUGGGAUGGCUAUCGCAGACAUCACCCUACUGAGUGGAUUCCAUGCCCUGCGGGCUGACCUGGAGAAGCUAACCUCCCUCUCUGACCGUUAUGUGAGUCACUUUGAGACCGAAGGGCCCCACAUCCUGCUCUAUUUCGACUCGGUCCCCACCUCGAGGGAGUGUGUGGGCUUCGGAGCUGUGCAGGAAGUGGCCGUGGGACUGGUGCAGCCUGCUAGUGCCACCCUGUAUGACUACUACAACCCUGAGUACAGAUGUUCUGUGUUUUAUGGGGCACCAAGUAAGAGUAAACUCCUGUCCAAAUUGUGCUCUGAUGACGUCUGCCAAUGUGCUGAGGGGAAGUGCCCUCGCCAGCGCCGCGCCCUGGAGCGGGGGCUACAAGAGGAAGACGGCUACAGGAUGAAGUUUGCCUGCUACUAUCCUCGAGUGGAGUAUGGCUUUCAGGUGAAGGUUCUCCGAGAAGACAGCCGGGCUGCUUUCCGCCUCUUUGAGACUCAGAUCAUCCAAGUCCUGCACUUCACCAAGGAUACCAAGGCCACUGGUGGCCAGACCAGAAACUUUCUCGUCCGAACCUCUUGUCGCCUUCGCUUGGAGCCUGAGAAAGAAUAUUUGAUCAUGGGUCUAGAUGGGGCCACCAAUGACUUCAAGGGAGACCCCCAAUACCUGCUGGAUUCAAACAGCUGGAUUGAGGAGAUGCCCUCUGAGCGCCUGUGCCGGAGCACCCGCCAGCGGGCAGCCUGUGUCCAGCUCACUGACUUCCUUAAGGAGUAUGGCACCCAGGGAUGCCAAGUGUGAGGCGGCUUCCCACCUCC
Messenger RNA from Chrysochloris asiatica (Cape golden mole), 5261 nucleotides. RefSeq names its product complement component 4A (Rodgers blood group) (gene C4A). Gene Ontology annotation, biological process: inflammatory response; complement activation. Bases 10 to 5244 code for a protein of 1744 amino acids. The transcript is spliced from 41 exons. Gene Ontology annotation, cellular component: extracellular region. Gene Ontology annotation, molecular function: endopeptidase inhibitor activity; protein binding. NCBI's taxonomy places the organism in Eukaryota, Metazoa, Chordata, Mammalia, Afrosoricida, Chrysochloridae. The record is from RefSeq and is a predicted model, not a curated record.